AUGGAUACCGGUUCCACCAGUUCCGUCUCCUACCAUGUGUCGUGCGCCUCUGAUGCGGACGAGUCGAAAUACCUUAAAAGGGUUCAAUACCUUCGUUGGGUUCGACUCACUCUCGGGAUGAUCAUCUUUGGCGUCGCUGUCUCUAUUAUAGGAUGUGAAGCAGUCCCCUUCCAACAUUAUCGAGCGACAUCAGCAUACGGCAAGGUCGGACUAUAUCUCUGGCCCUUGAACUUCGACAUCCGUCCGACCGUCGCAUUGCUGUCCUGCGGUUGCAUAAUUGCAUUUCUGAAUUUGACAUACACUGCUAUCGCUCUUCUCCCUUCUCCUCACGCACAUAUUAGACGCCAAAACCUCGUUUCCACGGCCAUCGCCGUCUCAGGAUUCCUCACUGCAUUAGUAGGGCUCAUAUUCGCCAUCCAUCUUCCGAACUCAAACCCUCCAAAUGGGUUCUCGAGAGUAGAAACCCUCCACUCAUGGACCUGCAAAUGGAAAACGGUGCACGGCCCACUGUCAUCGAAGGUUGAUGACACCGUUAGUCCGCCGCCUGCUCAUUUCGCGCGUGACUGUGCCCUCACUCGGGCUUCUUUUAUUCUGACAGGGCUGGCUGUCGGAUUGGCGAUUCUGAUGGGGGUUGCGGCUGGUGUUGGGUUUUGGUUCGAGAGAAGUGUCUCUCGGCAACGAGAACAGGAUACUUCUCCGUUGAAGAAGGUGACUAUCAUGGGGAAGUAUCCGGGUAUUUGA
Messenger RNA from Aspergillus pseudotamarii, 741 nucleotides. RefSeq lists its product as uncharacterized. The transcript is spliced from 2 exons. The record is from RefSeq and is a predicted model, not a curated record. The coding region runs from base 1 to 741 and encodes 246 amino acids. NCBI's taxonomy places the organism in Eukaryota, Fungi, Ascomycota, Eurotiomycetes, Eurotiales, Aspergillaceae.